This is a messenger RNA of Lepus europaeus (European hare), 3312 nucleotides long. RefSeq names its product RCC1 and BTB domain containing protein 2 (gene RCBTB2). Gene Ontology annotation, molecular function: protein binding. NCBI's taxonomy places the organism in Eukaryota, Metazoa, Chordata, Mammalia, Lagomorpha, Leporidae. Bases 576 to 2231 code for a protein of 551 amino acids. The transcript has 16 exons. The record is from RefSeq and is a predicted model, not a curated record.
CUUGCCCGGAGCCUGCUCUGUUAGGCUUCUGCGUCCUGUCAGGCCCCCGGGGAGAGGCGUCUUAGGGCGCAGGUGUGGCGCCUGUCUCGGAGUUUCGUUUUCUCUCCCUAGUCUUCACCGUGUGUGCGUUGUUGUGUUUAUUUCUAUCGCCUGGACCCCUGGCUUCGCCUUGUAAAUCGAACAGGCGCGCUAGCCCAGGAGAUAGGAUGUUUUCGACAUUGUCGAGGGAUAGCGCGGAAAGUCCGAAUUUGCUGGGCGAAACUGUCCAGGGCCUGCUAAGGGAGACGGGAGAAGGCGGCGGCGUACAUCUUAAGCCGGAAGUGGAAGACAUGUUGAGCUAACCAGUACCAGUGGAUGAUAGCAUUCACAUUAACUUUGCUGUAGAAGACAACUUUACAAGGAUUUAAAAGGAACAGAUUUAAAGAUGACUGAAUGUUGGAUUCCAGAAAUUUAAAAUAAUCAGCAAAUCAUACAUUCUUCAGAGGAGCUGAGAAUCGCUAAGUCUCUUCUUCCCACUGGUUUGGAACUUUCCAAUCCCAGAGAAAAUCUAAGGGACUGCCCAGGACUGAGCCCAUAUGGAAGAAGAACUCCCUCUUUUCUAUGGAGAAAGUAGCAAGCCAGUACAGGCAACUCUGUCGUCGCUGAAGAUGUUAGAUGUGGGCAAGUGGCCAAUUUUUUCCCUUUGUUCUGAGGAAGAGCUGCAGUUAAUUCGUCAGGCGUGUGUCUUUGGCAAUGCUGGCAAUGAAGUUUUAUACAGUACGGUGAACGACGAGAUUUUUGUGCUCGGCACGAACUGCAGUGGCUGUUUGGGGUUAGGUGAUGCCCAGAGCACCAUUGAACCUCGGAGACUGGACUCUUUAAGUGGCAAAAAGAUAGCCUGCCUCAGCUAUGGGAGUGGCCCACACGUUGUCCUUGCUACCACAGAAGGAGAAGUCUUUACCUGGGGUCAUAACGCUUACAGCCAGCUGGGCAAUGGGACGACGAAUCAUGGUUUAGUGCCCUGUCAGAUCUCCACCAACCUGUCCAACAAGCAAGUCAUUGAAGUUGCCUGUGGGUCUUACCAUUCUCUGGUGCUAACAUCUGAUGGGGAGGUAUUUGCCUGGGGUUAUAAUAACUCGGGGCAGGUGGGAUCUGGUCCAACAGCCAACCAGCCCAUCCCUCGGAGAGUCACUGGCUGCUUACAGAACAAAGUCGUUGUGAACAUAGCGUGUGGGCAGAUGUGCUCAAUGGCAGUCGUGGACACUGGGGAGGUCUACGUCUGGGGCUACAAUGGAAAUGGGCAGCUUGGACUUGGCAGUGGUGGCAACCAGCCCACGCCCUGUAGAGUAGCCGCUUUGCAAGGCAUUCGAGUUCAGCGGGUUGCCUGUGGCUAUGCACACACAUUAGUAUUAACAGAUGAAGGCCAAGUGUACGCUUGGGGUGCAAAUUCCUAUGGCCAGUUGGGCACCGGCAAUAAAAGUAACCAGUCCUAUCCUACUCCUGUCGUUGUGGAAAAGGACAGGAUCAUCGAGAUCGCAGCCUGCCACUCCACCCACACAUCGGCCGCCAAGACGCAGGGCGGGCAUGUGUACAUGUGGGGCCAGUGCCGGGGCCAGUCGGUGAUCCUCCCCCACCUCACACACUUCUCCUGCACGGACGAUGUCUUCGCCUGCUUUGCCACGCCCGCCGUCUCCUGGCGCCUCCUCUCAGUGGAACCCGAUGACCACCUCACUGUGGCUGAGUCACUCAAGAGGGAAUUUGACAACCCGGACACCGCAGACCUGAAGUUUCUGGUUGACGGCAAAUACAUUUAUGCGCAUAAAGUCCUUCUCAAAAUCAGGUGCGAGCAUUUUCGCUCUUCGCUGGAAGACUGUGAGGAUGACAUCAUAGAGAUGAGUGAAUUUUCAUAUCCUGUUUACCGAGCCUUCCUGGAGUACCUGUACACAGAUAGCAUCAGCCUUUCUCCUGAGGAAGCAGUAGGCCUGCUAGACUUGGCUACGUUUUAUAGAGAAAACCGUUUGAAAAAGCUCUGCCAACAAACCAUCAAGCAGGGAAUCUGCGAGGAGAAUGCCAUCGCCCUGCUAUCGGCGGCCGUGAAAUAUGACGCCCAGGACUUAGAAGACUUCUGCUUCAGGUUUUGCAUCAACCACCUGACUGUAGUAACGCAAACUUCAGGCUUUGCCGAGAUGGACCACGAUCUCCUAAAGAACUUUAUCAGCAAAGCAAGCAGAGUAGGAGCCUUCAAAAACUGAUGCCGCUGCAGGCAAGGGAGGGGCUUCGCUGCAAAAGCUGGAGAGCACUCAUUUCUGUCCCAUCAGUAGUUACCUACAGUGAGCUGCGUUCAGCUGAAUGGUUACGUUCCGUCCGAAGAAAGAUGGUGUCAGUCUUUUCCAUCGGCCUAAAUCCAGCGUUUACAUAGAAAGCAUCAAAUGCUCUGGUCAAAUAUGACCAUGCUCAAGGAAAGAAUGGAAGUGUUUUUAUCUCUACCUUUUCCUCUUUUCAGUCACAUAAGUUGGGUGCCCUUGGUACAUUGUUCUCAGCAUGAUAUUGUGGACAAGGUUCCCCUCUUCAGCCGGCUGAUGUCACAAAGAUAGCUUGACAAGCAAUGCUGUCCCUACCACAUUUUCAGAAUCCAGCACAGUGCCUUGCAUAGAGUAGGCACUCAAUGAAUUUAUUAUAAAUCCUACGUCUUGUCUGGGAAUAGCUUCGUGGAAUACUGGAUAGAGCAAUGACUUGCAUAAAAUCAAGUUAAAACAGGCUGUAAUGACUGAGAAGUAGUGGCUAACUUAGAAUGUUAAUUAGAAUUCACGAAAGGCCUUAGCACUUAAAUUUUUAAGAGGCCCAAGGGCUAAUUUUAAUUUUCUGUUUACUCUGAGUCAUUAAUUUCUCAUAUGGACUACUGAGUAUGGAAUAUUAUCUUUGAAUGAAUAUGAUUUCUGAGCUCUUCUGCCUUACAUAAUUAUAGUAAGUCCUUUGCUGUUCUCUGUGUUGAGAGAUUUGCCUCCAUAAAUAAAAAUGAUUGUGUUUUUCCUAUAGUUGAUUUUUAUUAUGUCACCAUACAUGAGUCUGUACACCUGGCACUAGUAUAAAGUACUGGUUGAAAAGGAACUGAUACUUUCAUUUCAUGGAUGGCAUUAAUGAGAUAAAUUUCUACUUUUUAGAUCAAAACCAAUUUGCUCAACAACAAAAGAGAAACUGGAACAAGAGGUAGCAUCAUAUUCUUCUAUUAUGUGUCUCAUAAUGUGGUAUUAUGUAAAGAAAACCCUUUUGGAAUUAAAAACCUUGUUCUGAUAAACUAUUUGAUAAUAAAGUGCUUAUUUACAGAUAACAGAA